GUGUCCGAUUUAAUAAUUAAAUCCUGAUGAUCUAUUUAAUUUUACUCUUAAUGUUUCUCGUUAAUUUAUCAUCUUUAUCUUCCAUUAAUCCAAUAUAAUCUUCCCGCUUCACUCAUCCAUCAUAUUCCAUAUUUUCUAAUGUAUUUAAGUGACUAAAUAUUUUUGUUUUCUUUUUUGGUUAAUCUCCAAAUCUUAAAUAACCAUUUUCUCUUGUAUAAAGUGUUUAUCAUUUACUCCUGAAAGAUGGAUAAAAUUGUACCUUUACCUCCUAUUAAUAAUUAUAAAUUGACUGAUUCUAUAGGUAAUUUAACACCAUCAGCUGCUAGUUUGGUUAAUAUAAAUAAAAAUGGUUCAGGCCACGGGAUUUUGGCUUAUACUCCGAUUUUCCUUCAAACUGGAACAGCUCAAACAAUUGCUGGUUGUUUUGUUUGGUUAGCUCUACUUAUCUCUUGUCAUCAGAUUUAUCAACAUCUUCGUAUCUAUACAAUGCCAUCAGAACAGAGAUACAUUGUCCGAAUAUUAUUUAUUGUACCUAUUUAUGGUUUUGAUUGUUGGUUAAGUUUACUCUUCUUCAAGGACAAUUAUUAUGUCUACUUUGAUUCAAUUCGUGAUUGGUAUGAAGCUUUUGUGAUUUACAAUUUCUUGGCUUUAUGUUAUGAAUAUCUUGGUGGUGAAUGUAACAUUAUGUCAGAGAUCAGAGGUCGACCGAUCAAAUCAAGUUGGUGGUAUGGUACCUGUUGUUUAGCAGGUAAAACAUAUACCAUUGGAUUCCUGAGAUUCUGUAAACAAGCAACACUACAAUUUUGCGCCAUCAAACCGAUAAUGUCAGUGGUUACACUGAUUCUCCAAUCAGUUGGAAAAUAUCGUGAUGGCGAUUGGAGUGCCGAUAGUGGUUACCUUUAUGUUACCCUGAUCUACAAUUUCAGUGUCUCUUUGGCCCUUUACAGUUUAAUCUUGUUCUAUCAAGCCACCAAAGAUCUUCUCUCCCCCUAUGAUCCCAUAUGGAAAUUUUUCACCGUUAAAUCUGUAAUUUUCCUCUCUUUCUGGCAAGGGGUUAUUCUUGCUGUUCUCGAAAAGGCUGAUCUAUUACCCGAAUUUUAUUCUAGUGGCACUAAGGCGAGUACUGGUACCGUUUCUGCAGGUUAUCAGAAUUUCUUGAUAUGCGUUGAGAUGUUUUUCGCUUCAUUGGCUCUUCGUUACGCUUUCCCUUAUCGAAUCUAUGGCGAUUGUUCCGGUGAUGGUAAUGUGAGAUCUGUAACCAUGCAGAGUAUUUCUAGUAGUCUGAAAGAAACCAUGAAUCCAAAAGAUAUCAUGAAUGAUGCUAUUCACAACUUUCAUCCUCAGUAUCAACAAUAUACUCAAUAUCAUUCACCAACACCCUCAAAGUCACCCGGUGAGGAAGGAGUUGGUAGUAGCGGCAGUGGAAAAGUAUCUGGAAGCCAUCAUAGCGGUGGAGGAUCAACUAGUGGACAUAAUAAGGCAACUGUCGGAGAAGCUCAUGAUCAACGAAUGGAAUCUCAUCAACAAAAGCAGCAUAAAAGUGAUCAUUCAGGCGGAAUAGUUAAUCUUGGUGUAUCAAUUGAAUCGGAAGAUGCAUUAGCCUCAUCAGGAUCAGCCAUGGGAGGAGCUGCUACAUCAUCCAACAGCGCCGGUGGAUCAGCAUCAUCUUCACAAAGUAAAAAGUCCCCCUCACCCCCAUGGCCAUUGCAAACAAUCAGUCAAAAUUACUCUGAAAAAACUACUUUGCUCAACUCAGAUGAUGAGUUCCAAUAGAAAGUAGUUCCAUUCCUGUGUAUCAUUUUUGUAUUCUCUCUCUCUCUCUCUUUCUUUCUUUCUUUCUUUCUUUAUCCUUUUAUCACUUUCACCAUUAUCCUGAUGAGAUUAAAAACAAAGCGAGAGAAAUGAAAUUUCAUCCACCGUCAUCAUCAUCAUCAUCAUCAUCCUCACCAUGUUUCAACCUUUCAAAGAAUGGAUCUGAUUGAGCAACAAAUAAUCAAAUCGAAAGGAAAAAAAUUAUUGAAUCAAAAAGAAAGGAUUGAAAAUACUUUUCAUGAUUAACUCAAUUGUUCUAUGAAUUAUCGAUGUGUCCCCAUGAGAAAAGACAAGAGAAAACAAAACACUGUGUUGCAGCUAAACACUCAAGAGAAUCUACAAUUUGGUGUGACCGGUGAAAAUCUCUUCCUCUUCCCGUUCAAUAAGAAUCUAACAAAAUCCAUUCUUGAAAUUACCAUGAAUUCUUGUCUCUUGUUAUUUACAAUUCGUGCAAAAUUAACUUAAAAAUGAAAAUAAAAAUCUCCAAAUCAAAUUAAACCUAAACAAAAA
Panonychus citri (citrus red mite) is the source of this 2322-nucleotide messenger RNA. Its product is annotated as transmembrane protein 184B-like. Gene Ontology annotation, molecular function: transporter activity. Gene Ontology annotation, biological process: transport. The transcript has a single exon. The record is from RefSeq and is a predicted model, not a curated record. Lineage: Eukaryota; Metazoa; Arthropoda; Arachnida; Trombidiformes; Tetranychidae. Bases 244 to 1773 code for a protein of 509 amino acids.